UUUUUUUUUACAAAAUUUAUUUUCUCGUUUUUGAGAAGAAAAAAAAAACGUUUCGAACGAACCGGUCGUUGUUUUAGGAUUUAAGUUCCGCGACCAUGCCCGGGAAGACCAAGUAUAACCUCGUGGAUGAUGGCCAUGAUUUGAGAAUUCCGCUGCACAACGAGGAAGCCUUCCAGCAUGGGAUCAACUUCGAGGCAAAGUACAUCGGCAGUCUGGACGUGACGCGGCCGAACAGCCGGGUGGAGAUUGUGGCUGCGAUGAGGAGAAUACGGUAUGAGUUCAAAGUGAAAAACAUCAAGAAGAAGAAGGUCAACAUUGUGGUGUCCGUAGACGGUGUGAAAGUCACCCUGAGGAAGAAGAAAAAAGUGAGUGACCUGCUGUCUUUUAAUCGUGAGUUCGGAGAUGACAUAGUUAUCAAGCCCGUCCGUCCGCCCCCUGUCGACAUCAUAUCCAGCACAAUGAAGAAGAAAGAAUGGACGUGGGACGAAAGCAAGAUGAUGGUGAUGCAGGACCCCAUUUACAGGAUAUUCUACGUGUCUCAUGACUCCCAGGACCUGAAGAUCUUCAGCUACAUCGCCAGAGAUGGACAAAGCAACGUCUUCCGCUGCAACGUCUUCAAGUCCAAGAAAAAGAGUCAGGCCAUGCGUAUAGUGCGGACGGUGGGCCAGGCCUUCGAGGUGUGUCAUAAGCUCAGCCUGCAGCACACGCAGCAGAAUGCAGAUGGGCAGGAGGACUCCAACAGUGAAAAGACCUGCAACGACUCUUCUGUUGCAGCCCGCGAGCUGACAGGUGCUGAGAAAACGCCGAGUGCCGUCGAGGAGACGGACAUCGACGCGGAGGAGGUGAGCGCGGCGCCGCUGGCGGAGAACACGAUGGACGAGUACAAGCUGAGCCGCGGGGUAACCGACCUGGAUGCCACUGCCAAGCCCGCCGACCACAGCCACAAGGAUAACAAGGCCCCGGAGGAGGCCUCGCUGCUAAUGGCCAGCCCGAGGAUGCUGCUGCCUUCGUCGGGCACGCUGACGCCGGGGGCCCCCUUGUCUGUCCACCACCAGAUCCAGCUCCUCCAACAGCAACUGCAGCAGCAACAGCAGCAGACACAGGUGGCUGUGGCACAGGUUCACCUGCUGAAAGACCAGCUGAGCGCAGAGGCCACUGCCCGUCUGGAAGCUCAGGCCCGGGUCCACCAGCUGCUGCUUCAGAAUAAAGACCUGCUCCAGCACAUCUCCCUGCUGGUGAAACAGAUCCAGGAGCUGGAGACCAAGUUCUCUGGACCAGACUCCAUGGGCUCUCAGGACAGUCUGUUGGAGAUAACCUUCCGCUCCACCGUGCCCCCGGUGCUCUGUGACCCCACCACCCCGAAGCCCGAGUUGGCCACGAUGAACCUGCCCCUUCUUGGUGCCGGCGAAACGACCAACAACGUCUUUGCAUCGUCCAACGGGACCCUGGGAAGCCCCCUAGUCGAUCAGAGUAUGUUUGAGAACUCGGUGGCACAGCAGCAGAGUCCCCAGAGCUCCAGGCCAGCCCAGCAUUUAGCUCGCCGCUCCCCAGCAUCAGCCAACCCCAGCUCGGCCGCCGCCUCCUUCGACAGCCCCUCCUCCGGAGGGCAGCAGAGGCUGAAAAACGCCAUCAACCUGGGCAAAGCUGUGGGGGCAAAGGUCAAUGACCUGUUACGGAGAAAGGAGCCCAGUCACUUAGGAGACAUCGGGGUCACAGAGGUCAACAAGAACGUUGGAGUCGUGUGGAGCUGCAUGGAACAGCUCAACCAGACUACGACUAACAGUCACAUGUCCUCUCUUGACUCCUUCCCCCGGUUGGAUCCCCCACCACCUUCGGGGAAGAAGCGCCUGCCUCGUGCCCUGAAGACCACCCAGGACAUGAUGAUUUCCUCGGACCCGGUGGUUACCACUCCUGAAACUGCUGACUCCUCACUCCUGUCCCCUGACAAGACACCCCUCAUCGGAAAGGAGGAGCCCGUGGCCGAGGAAGACAAAACCAAAGAGAUGGAUCCCAAGAAGAAUCUGUCAGAUGAGGUGGAAACAGGGGAGAGAAACGGAGAAAUGGUCAGUGGUGGAGAUGGAGAAGAGGACGACGACACAGAGGAGAGGAAUAAGAUGGAGGGAGACCCGGAGACUCACCAGACCCAGCUGACGCUCUCAGUACCGGACCUUAUCCACAAGGACCCCUUGUUGGAGCCCAGAGCCAAGCCCUCCGAGGUCUGGCAGAAGACGUCUGGGCCGGACUCCAGACUGGCCUCCACCCCGUGCCCCGGCAAAGAUCACUACCGCAUCAGCCUGGGAGAGGAGGUGCAGUUGGAGAACAGUAGUCCCUGUAGGAAAAGUGCUGGGGUAAACGCUGAAGAGGCGGAACCCCACCCGGACUUGCUGUCCUUUGAGUAGUACAGUAGGUGAAACCUAAGUCAAGUAUCAUCAGAAUAUGGUUUGGGCAUUUGAACUAAGAAUCUGGGAAGAGUUUAGUUGCAACAUCUGAACCUUGCUUUUAUUGGGUUGAAAACAGGGAGCAGACACAUGAGCAUACUGAUAGUCCAUUAGUUUGCAUGUGGACUUUUGGCUCAUGUUUGAGUGUACUCAAAGCAUACUGCGAGCCUACCACCCCCAUUUUAUAGACCACAUUUUCCAUAUUUGGUGUGAAAAAUGCUAAAUAGAGUCCUUCAUGGAAAAUUGAUUAGUUAAUUGGCCUCCAGACAAUGGCAAAAAGGACAGUGGGGAGGUGGUACAUGAGACCACUUAAUGGAGAGAGAGAGAGACAUUUCCUUGUCUUCUGUGGUCCAACAUAGAAUAGUGCUCGGUGUGAAACUGGCCAGCUGAGGUAUAUGUUGUGUGGCAUCUACAGGGUCCACUUGUAGGCAAAACAAAAGCUCCGUGUGGACACAUCUAGUUCACAUCUAGUCUCCGGACGCCCACUCAGGGUCUGCCUGAUGUCCUUAAUGUAGGCGGAUGUCCAUAUGCAUGCUUUUAUUGACAACUGCAUGAAAGCCCCUUAAGAGAGGCUGUUCAGACAACAUGAACAGGUUGGACAUUUUGCAACUGAGUUGGAAUAUACAAUUUCCUUUUGUUUUGGAGUUUCAUCCUAAUGACCCCUUUGUCUCUCUCUCUCUCUCUCUCUGGUUUUGGCUUGAGUGCAGUUUGUGUUUUUACUGAUUACUAAAUUUUUGAAGCAGUGCAGUGUGGCUUAAAACCACUGACUGUAAAUAAUAAUGAACAAUGCGAUAUUUACUCAUUAUCUGGAUUUGAUUCCAAAAUAUUGCUAUUUGCUCGCGGAACCAGUCUGCGCACGCCUAGAGCUGGGCAAUAUACAUCAAUAUAAUAUUGUUAUCAUGAUGCGAGCCUAGAUAUUGUCUGGGAUUUUGUUUAUUGUAAUAGGAUAUAUCUUAAAUGUUGUCAUUUCCUGGUCUUAAAGGCUGCAUUACAGUAAAGGGAUACAAUUUUCUGAACUUAUUCAUUCAGCCGUUUUAGCUGAGUGAAAUGAACAAUGAAUGUCUCUGGUCUCCAUAUCCACACAUCAUUUCUCAAAAUCUUGUGUGUAAAGAAAAAAAUGAAGGCACCAAUAGGCAUCUCCAAAAUAUCAUCUCAUUAUCGAUAACGGGGUAUGCAAUCAAAAUAUUUUCAUAUUUGGUUUUGUCAGUAUCACCCGGCACUACGCACGGCCCCUCACAUUACACUGAGCUGCCUGAUGCGGCCCUAUACCACGCCCUUUUGAAUAUCAUCAAAUUGUUCUAGAAAUGGCAACUAGACAGCGCUAGAGAUAUUUUGGCUCCAAACGUUCCAUGCUGUCCUCUUCUUAUACGGUCUAUGCUUGAAACGUGCAUUAUUACCCCCCCCCC
This is a messenger RNA of Lampris incognitus (smalleye Pacific opah), 3844 nucleotides long. RefSeq names its product carboxyl-terminal PDZ ligand of neuronal nitric oxide synthase protein-like. NCBI's taxonomy places the organism in Eukaryota, Metazoa, Chordata, Actinopteri, Lampriformes, Lampridae. The record is from RefSeq and is a predicted model, not a curated record. Bases 96 to 2399 code for a protein of 767 amino acids. Gene Ontology annotation, molecular function: nitric-oxide synthase binding. The transcript is spliced from 13 exons.